Chlorocebus sabaeus (green monkey) is the source of this 5643-nucleotide messenger RNA. It is a transcript of the gene SEPTIN11, whose product is annotated as septin 11. The record is from RefSeq and is a predicted model, not a curated record. Gene Ontology annotation, molecular function: GTP binding. NCBI's taxonomy places the organism in Eukaryota, Metazoa, Chordata, Mammalia, Primates, Cercopithecidae.
GGGGCGGCGGCGUGGGGGGAGCAGAUGCCGCUGGCUGCGAGCGGGACUCCGGCGAGCAGAGCGCAGCCGCGAGGGAGACGCGAAGGAGGCCAGCCGGAGCUGGAGCACUAGCAGCUGCCGGAGUCGGCGGAGCGUACCCGGGCGCAGCCGGAGCCGGUACCGCAGCUGCGAUGGCCGUAGCCGUGGGGAGACCGUCUAAUGAAGAGCUUCGAAACUUGUCUUUGUCUGGCCAUGUGGGAUUUGACAGCCUCCCUGACCAACUGGUCAACAAGUCUACUUCUCAAGGAUUCUGUUUCAACAUCCUUUGUGUUGGUGAGACAGGCAUUGGCAAAUCCACAUUAAUGGACACUUUGUUCAACACCAAAUUUGAAAGUGACCCAGCUACUCACAAUGAACCAGGUGUUCGGUUAAAAGCCAGAAGUUAUGAGCUUCAGGAAAGCAAUGUACGGCUGAAGUUAACCAUCGUUGACACCGUGGGAUUUGGAGACCAGAUAAAUAAAGAUGACAGCUAUAAGCCGAUAGUAGAAUAUAUCGAUGCCCAGUUCGAGGCCUACCUGCAAGAGGAAUUGAAGAUUAAACGUUCUCUCUUCAACUACCAUGACACGAGGAUCCAUGCCUGCCUCUACUUUAUUGCUCCUACUGGACAUUCACUAAAGUCCCUGGAUCUGGUCACCAUGAAAAAGCUGGACAGUAAGGUGAACAUCAUUCCAAUAAUUGCAAAAGCUGACACCAUUGCCAAGAAUGAACUGCACAAAUUCAAGAGUAAGAUCAUGAGUGAACUAGUCAGCAAUGGGGUCCAGAUAUAUCAGUUUCCCACUGAUGAAGAAACGGUGGCAGAGAUUAACGCGACAAUGAGUGUCCAUCUCCCAUUUGCAGUGGUUGGCAGCACCGAAGAGGUGAAGAUUGGCAACAAGAUGGCAAAGGCCAGGCAGUACCCCUGGGGUGUGGUGCAGGUUGAGAAUGAAAAUCAUUGUGAUUUUGUGAAACUUCGAGAGAUGCUGAUCCGGGUGAACAUGGAGGACUUGCGAGAGCAGACUCACACCCGCCACUACGAAUUGUACCGACGCUGUAAGCUUGAAGAGAUGGGGUUCAAGGACACUGACCCUGACAGCAAACCCUUCAGUCUUCAGGAGACAUAUGAAGCAAAAAGGAAUGAAUUCCUGGGAGAACUGCAGAAGAAAGAAGAAGAAAUGAGACAAAUGUUUGUUAUGAGAGUGAAGGAGAAAGAAGCUGAACUUAAAGAGGCAGAGAAAGAGCUUCAUGAGAAGUUUGACCUUCUAAAGCGGACACACCAAGAAGAAAAGAAGAAAGUGGAAGACAAGAAGAAGGAGCUUGAGGAGGAGGUGAACAACUUUCAGAAGAAGAAAGCAGCGGCUCAGUUGCUACAGUCCCAGGCCCAGCAAUCUGGGGCCCAGCAAACCAAGAAAGACAAGGAUAAGAAAAAUGCAAGCUUCACAUAAAGCCUGGCAAGCCAAGGAUGUUCCCGCAUUCACCUGCUUUUGCAGUAAUAUCGUAUCUCUGCCAUGUGUGUUCUUUAUUUUUAUUUUUAUUUUUAUUUUUUUUUUACCCUUCUUCAAACACCAGUAACUAUUAUUAACUCGUUUGCUGAAUGUUGUUGGGUGGUAGAAAAUGAUAGAACAAGGGAAUAACCGCAAAUGCUCUGUGCAGCUGGACUCUGUUUCCGGAAAGUAAAUGAUUUGCUUUUUAUGCCUGUUCUGAAUGGCAGCACGAAGCAGGCCUGUUACUUGUAUGUCGCUUUGGACAGAGGAAAGUGGGGUAAAAUGCUACCUGUACGUCUGACAUGAAAACUUCUCACCGCCUCAGCAGCUGAACUAAAAACCUGAAUAGCCUUGACAAGAGUUUGCAUUUUCUUGAUGAUUCAUCUCCAUGAGUGCACAAUCCCUGAACUCACUGUCUUUUCUCCACACUUGUCCCAAGCCAAGGUAGAUUUGUAUGUAGACAGAUGGGUGAGCAAGCAUUAUAUUUUAUUUUUACACUUGCAUGACAUUUUCAUUUUAAUCAGUAGCAUUAUUUGGCCUGAGCUUGUGGGUCUGUUCAGACUGUCUCCUCUCAUGGUUUGAAACCGCAUCUGAAUGCCUGCCUUCAAAUCCUGGCCAAGUUGGAGUAGAGUAGACAGGCAUGAGAAAACUAUGAUUAUGUUCACAUUUACUGGUGCAUCCUUGAUCCUCUCACAGAUAGAUGUCUUAAAGGUUGAAUCAUACAACAUUGGUUAGUAGAAGAACCUUCUACUAAGGAUGAUGGGCUUUCUACAACCUGCUUACCACUAACAGUAAGGAAUCUUUCAUAAACACACAGUUUAUGAAACACACAGUUUGUUCCCAGUGGGCUUAGAGGGAGGCCCUGAUGACUGAUUCCAGGAUACUUGUACUUCUAAUGAAAUUUUUCCCUAAUCAUGAGAAAAUUUCCACAGAUACUUCCCUUAGAAAAUUUGCUAUAAACUCUGUAUCAUUGGUAGCACGAAUUUGAGGGAGACCUUGUCCACUCUAAGGUGGAAAUAGGAAGGACCACAACAUGACCCGUAAGUGAAGAAGGUAGACAUUUCCUAUUCAGCUUCCUUGCUUAGUCUCCUUUCAGUAUUUGGCAAUAAAAGAAAGAAGAACUAGAACAACUGAAGUCUCAAAUCAUUGUCUGGAGUAUUCUUCACCUUGGCUAGCUCCACCUGCUCUUUGUCUAAGGUCCUUGCCUCAUCAGGGACUGGAGCGGACCCACAUGCCAGAACCUAUCCUGCAUGCCUAAUUUGUAUGGAAAAGUGCAUAUUUCAUCUCUUUUCUAUACUGUUCCUUUCUGAUGCUUAUCCCUUCAUCUGUGUGAUUGUGUUUUUCCCCUCUACUAACAAGAUCCUCCCAGCUUUCUCUCUACAUGUAGAAAGGAUAACAUUGCUCAUGAACCCACUUCCCCUCCACAUUUUCCUCACUGGUUCGAGAUUAAUUAGGAUAGAAUAUGCUGCAUCUCCCCUGACACACACUUUCUUUUUUAAAUGAACAAGUCUCUAUUUUGAUUUCAGCAAAGACUUUUUCUCUUUCUCUUUGUCCUCAGCCAUACUUAGAGGAAAGAAGGAAUGGUCUUCCAUGAACUGAUUAUGCUUAAUUAAGCAAAGUAAGGAAAUUAGUUUCGUGGAAGCCUAAACAAAGCUGGAAUAGAAACUACACACUAGACACAGCAGCAGUCAUAGUCUUCACACGUUUAGGAGCUACUGGACCAACAUCCUUGUUUUUGCUUCUGUUUUUUUUAAAUAAUUCUAGUCUGGAGCUAACUGUGGAGCAGCCGAAUAGUAGCUGGCAUGUUGAUUCAAACCAUGGGCUGAAUUUGCUCAUAGGCUGUGCAUCAGACAAAAGCUUGAGUAUUUGUGUUGUAUGCUUGUUCCAACCACCGCUUGUGUGAGCAUUUUUGUGGCUCGUACAGAAAGUACACUUUUAAAUUGUUUCUUGCAUCACUAAAAUUUUUUUUAAAUAAGCAUAACAGCGAAAGGCAUCCAGCUGACUUUUUGAUUCCAAGAUUGGAUUGACUUUUUUGCAUUAAAAUUUUCCCAGCAAAAUAAAUCAUACGGCGAGUCAGAGAAUAAAAAGUCAAAAGAAACAAAUAGAAGCUUUUUUUUUUUUUUAAUGUAUUGCUUCUGAACUUUUUUCUGCCACUGCUCCCCGGCCCUGUUUAGUUUGUUAUUGCUGCUCUUCUUUUUUCUUUCUGUAUCUAUGCCUUUUUUCACAGUAGUCCUUGGCUCUGCACGGAAUAAAUGAUACCCUCAAAUCUAAUUGGAUGUGCUUUCGCCUUUGCAUGUAAGUACAGUAGUAAGAAACCUUUGAGAUCUUUCUGACUUUUCAAAAUUAGAGAAAGCAAGUGGGAUGGAUGGAUUUUUUUUUCUUUUCAAGGGGGACAGGAAGGUAAUGGUUUGAGUAGCCUUUGUUUUUGUUUUGUUUUAAAAAAAAAACUAAAUAUAUUUAAAAGGCCACAUUUAUAUUUUUUUUCACAAGAACCACAUACUAAAUUCCACUUCUUGACCUGAAUUUGGAAAUCCGAAAUUACCAAUCCAGGCCAGUUGUGGUGGCUCAUACCUGUAAUCUCAGCACUUUGAGAGGCUGAGGUGGGCAGAUCACUUGAGGCCUGUAAUCCCAGCACUUUGAGAGGCCGAGGCAGGCAGAUCACGGGGUCAGGAGAUCAAGACCAUCCUGGCCAACAUAGUGAAACCCCGUCUCUACAAAAAAUACAAAAAUAUAGCCAGGCAUGGUGGCGCGUGCCUGUAGUCCCAGCUACCUGGGAGGCUAAGGCAGGAGAAUUGCUUGAACUUGGGAGAUGGAGGUUGCAGUGAGCCAAGACUGCGCCACUGCAUUCCAACCUGGGUGAUGGAGUGAGACUCUCCAAAGAAAAAAAAAAAAAGAAAUUAUUAAUCCCUGCCUGUGCUCUACAUAGCCUCAUGGGCAUCACUGGAUAGUUCAGAGGGCCCUUGAGUCCGGCAAAGCAAGUAAAUCCAGAAUGAGAAAUUACCAUCUUCUACUAGAGAAAACCAAGAGAAAAAAUUUUAUGCUAGGAUGCCUUUAUGACCACUUAAUUUUUUUAUCUUAGUCCAGUGGUCUCUCCCUGGUGCUAACUGCUGACAGUGGCCACCUCUUUUUUGGGGGGUGAGGGGCCUACAUAACUCUAGCUGGCCUUCCCUCACAUCUUUUGUUAAAACAUAAUGGCCAUCUUUUUGCUUCUUCUGAACUUUAGAUCUCCAUAACACACGUACUGUAGAAUGUGAUGGAGAAGCAUUGAUGAGAAUUUAUGGGCAGUUCAGACUGUGUUUUCCCAACUUAGGCUCUUUAUAAAUUGGUUAAGGUUUUCUCCUUUUAAAGGGCAUUUCAACAAUGGGAAUUAUUUAAUGUAACAGUGGGCACAGAUUACUUAUCUUCCUUCUCUGCUUUGUGACUCACCAGCAGUAACACACACUGUCCACAUCUUGUGCACCUCAAAUGAACAGACUUGGUUUCCUUGCUUUCUUGACAUUUCAUGACUGUUUCACAUACAAACUAUUGAGUGAGGUUUUUCAGCUGUUACCGACCCACGUCCUACUGUCUCUGUGUGGUCCUGCAAAAACUGUCCAUUCCCACCCCUUUGCUUUGCCAUUUGCAAGUGUCUGGAAUUGUCAAGUCUGAGCUUUGAAAAGUCCUGGUUCCACUGACAGGACACAUUCGUUAGUUGGAAUUAAGACCUACAAAGUCUAGUUUGUAUGUAGGUAUGAAGGGAAUUUUUUAAAUAAAUUGAAAAGCUGUGAACAGCAGUAGAACUUUGUCUAUUUCUUAAUUUUAAAAUAUGCUGAUAUGCCUUAAACUGUAGUUGUAGAUCCUUGUCAUUUUGCUGUUUGAAAAUAACCAAUGUGUUUUCUAAAACUGUUGUGUAAUCUACUUUCAGUGUUAAUGCAGAAUUGUCAUAUAUGUAAGCUGCAUGUUAGACAUUUGUCUUUUUUUAAAAACUAAAGUAAUUGUAUUGAUGUGAAGCAUAUCAUUUUUUCAAAUAUGAAAGUAAUCACUUAGCAACAUGCUUGGUAAUUUGGCAUCUGUUAAGGUAGGAGAGUGGUGAACAGGUAAUCUAUGCAUAUAUCACUAGUGCCAAGACAUAAAGCGGGGGAAAAUAUAUUUUUACCCAAACAUU